Messenger RNA from Cooperia oncophora, 240 nucleotides. The record is from the annotation of a GenBank genome assembly. NCBI's taxonomy places the organism in Eukaryota, Metazoa, Nematoda, Chromadorea, Rhabditida, Trichostrongylidae.
AUGGCGUCGGAAAAGACUGAUGUGACGCUCGCAGCAGACUCAAUAGGCGGUGAUGUAACCAAUCUGAAUGAACUAACUUCUUUGAUCCAGGGAGUAUUGCAGCAGACUCAGGACAGAUUUCAACACAUGUCUGAUCAAAUAAUCCGCCGUAUCGAUGAUAUGACAAAGCGCAUUGACGAUCUUGAGAAGAACAUUUCUGAUGUGAUGUCUCAGAAUCAGAUAGAGCAGCAACAACCUUAA